Messenger RNA from Triticum turgidum subsp. durum (durum wheat), 504 nucleotides. The record is from the annotation of a GenBank genome assembly. NCBI's taxonomy places the organism in Eukaryota, Viridiplantae, Streptophyta, Magnoliopsida, Poales, Poaceae.
AUGCAGCUCCGCUUCCUCCCGUUCGCCGCGAGCGCCGUGGCCGGAAGGAGCUUCCUCGCCGCUAUUCCUCGGCCAGUGACGGAGAGAAGGACGCACCUACGCUGCAACGCGGGCAACUCCUCGUCGUCGUCGGAGGACGAGGGCGGCGAGCUUAGCGCGGCAGAAGAGGCGCUGCGGCGGCUGGCGGAGCUCGACGCCCAGCUGGAGGGGCUGAAGGAGCCUAAGAUGAGGCCGCCGCCGCCCCCUCCUCCCCCGGAUCCUUUCAUGGACCGCGAUAUGAUCAUACAGCGAGGACGCCCAAGUGAUGAGCUCCCAGAAAUGACCCCGGCCUACGUAACGUUCUCGACUCUGGCAAUUUUUAUCCUGACCAUCUUCACCAACGUGGUGUUCAACGUGUACAUCAAGCCUUCCGUGGACGGCGCCGAUCGGCCGGUAAGAAUCCAGAGAGUGCCUCUGGCUGAUCCUAGCUUCCAGCAGCCCGGCAAUUCUAGUGGUAGCUCGUAG